AGUCAUUCAAAUUGAACCUUUUAGAUUUGCACUAUUUCACAGCCAGUGCUCUAGCGUUGCUGCUGCUUGUCUGAGCAGACUUAUUUAAUAUGGCACCUGGUGUGGAAAGGGGGCAGAACCAUGCCCAGCUACUCAACACGGAAUCGAACGAAGACUAUGAAUGCUCUCUUAAUGAUCUCAAGACUCUUAUGGAGUUUCGUGGCGCAGAGGGGAUUCAAAAAAUAAAGGAAAGUUACGAGGACAUUAACGGAUUAUGCAAGCGCUUGAAGACCUCACCUACUGAUGGUUUAAGUGAGGGUCCGGAGCAAUUAGAGCGGCGUAGAACUAUCUUUGGAAAAAACCUAAUACCUCCAAAAAAGCCAAAAACCUUUCUCGAGCUAGUGUGGGAAGCCGUGCAAGAUGUUACACUCAUUAUUUUGAUUGUUGCUGCACUUAUCUCUCUAGGCCUAUCCUUCUAUAAACCUCCUGGCCAAACUGAAAACACGUGUCUUCCCGAGAACUACGCUGCCGGUGGUGAAGCAGGAGAAGGUGCUGCUGGUUGGAUAGAGAGCGCUGCAAUCCUUGGUUCUGUGGUUGUUGUGGUCCUUGUUACUGCCAUCAAUGAUUACACGAAAGAGAAACAAUUCCGAGGUCUACAGAAUAAGAUUGAGCAGGAGCAGAAGUUUGCUACUAUCCGGAACAAACAGAUUUUGGAAAUCCCUGUUGCUGAUAUUGUGGUUGGCGACAUUACGCAAGUCAAAUAUGGUGACCUGUUGCCUGCUGAUGGAGUUGUAAUUCAAAGUAACGACUUGAAAGUAGACGAGAGUUCACUUACUGGAGAAUCUGAUCAUGUAAAGAAAGGGUUAGAGGUUGACCCCUUUAUGUUGGCAGGUACCCAUGUAAUGGAAGGUAGUGGUAGGAUGCUGGUAACAGCAGUAGGUGUCAACUCACAAACCGGAAUUAUAUUCUCUUUACUGGGAGCUUCAGAAGGCGAAGUCGUGCAAAAAAAGAAAAGCAAAACUGCUAAAAAAUCAGCGGGCACCAAAAGUAACGGACACGGCUCAAAUAAUUCGGGCAAGCGAGAUGAUGAAACUGCCAACAAUCGUGCUGAUGGUCAGAUAAAUCACGAUCACGGAGGACAAGAGAUGAUCCCGCUCACGGAGCGAGUAGGUGAGACACCGGAGGAAGAAGAGGAAGGAGCAGAGGAAGCUAUAAAGAAGAAGAAAACAUCACGGAGGAAAGAGCAAUCUGUUCUUCAAGCUAAGCUUACCAAACUCGCUGUACAGAUUGGUUAUGGAGGUUUCUUUGUUUCAAUUCUAACUGUCUUGAUCCUGAUUAUCAUAUUCUGUGCUGAGAUCUUUGGAACGUAUGGUUUUACAUGGAGGAGCGAAUGCACUUCAGUUUACAUCCAAUAUUUUGUCAAGUUCUUCAUUAUUGGUGUGACUGUCUUGGUUGUCGCUGUACCAGAAGGUCUUCCUCUUGCUGUGACCAUUUCCCUGGCUUUCUCAGUUAUUAAAAUGAUGAAAGAUAACAACUUGGUCCGACAUCUUGAUGCUUGUGAAACAAUGGGAAACGCCACCGCAAUUUGCUCUGACAAAACAGGCACAUUAACAACAAACAGGAUGACAGUAGUAGAGUGCUACAUGGCUGGCAAACAUUAUACAGCUGGCCUACCCAAACAUAGUGAUAUACCAGGCAGCAUCCUGCAACCUCUGGUCACUGGUAUAUCAGUAAACAGUGCAUACACUUCUAAAAUUCUGUCUCCUGAGAAAGAGGGAGGACAGCCGAUGCAAGUCGGAAACAAGACUGAGUGCUCGCUUCUAGGAUUUGUUGGGGAUUUGGGAAGAGAUUAUGAGAGCAUCAGAAAGGACAUCACUGAAGAGAAACUCUACAAGGUGUACACCUUUAACUCAGUAAGGAAAUCCAUGAGCACUGUGAUUCAAAAUGAAGAUGGAAGUUUCCGUCUUUACACUAAAGGAGCAUCGGAGAUUGUCCUUAAAAAAUGCACAACCAUCCUGGAUGGGACCGGUGAGGUCAUUCGUUUCACGGUUGCCGAUAGAAACCAGAUGGUUAAGGAUGUUAUUGAGUGCAUGGCGAGCAACGGGCUUCGUACCAUCGCUCUCGGAUAUCGGGACUUUCCUGCGGACUCUCCUCCGGACUGGGAUCAGGAGAACACUGUCGUCUCCAACCUCACCUGCAUCGGGAUUACAGGGAUUGAAGAUCCAGUUCGACCUGAGGUUCCUGAUGCCAUUAUCAAGUGCCAGCGUGCGGGUAUUACAGUUCGAAUGGUGACAGGGGACAACGUAAACACAGCGCGUUCCAUUGCUGCUAAAUGUGGUAUCAUCAACCCACAAGAUGAUAUUCUCGUUAUGGACGGAAAAGAGUUUAACCGACGCAUUAGGAACUCUAAGGGGGAGAUCGAACAAAGUAGAUUGGAUGCAGUAUGGCCCAAACUAAGGGUCCUGGCUCGCUCUUCACCCACUGAUAAGCAUACACUUGUGAAGGGAAUAAUAGACAGUACAGUCACCCCUGUUCGCGAAGUAGUAGCUGUCACUGGUGAUGGUACAAAUGAUGGGCCUGCACUUAAGAAAGCUGAUGUAGGAUUUGCUAUGGGAAUUGCUGGCACCGACGUGGCAAAGGAGGCUUCCGAUAUUAUUCUCACGGAUGAUAACUUCACUUCGAUUGUAAAGGCAGUCAAAUGGGGAAGGAAUGUAUACGACAGUAUUGCUAAGUUCCUGCAGUUCCAACUCACAGUGAACGUGGUCGCUGUAAUUGUGGCUUUUCUCGGCGCCUGCAUCCUCAGGGACAGUCCCCUGAAAGCAGUCCAAAUGUUAUGGGUGAAUCUUAUCAUGGACACUCUCGCAUCACUUGCUCUUGCUACGGAGCAACCUACGGAUGCUCUUCUGCUCCGGAAGCCCUACGGCCGCAACAAGGCCCUUAUUUCACGAACAAUGAUGAAGAAUAUCCUCGGGCACGCGUUCUAUCAACUUGUGGUCAUCUUCUGACCAGAACCUCCGAAGAGGACAAAUUCUUUGGUUCCGGGGUCUUAACAGGAUCCAACAACAGAUAAGUGUCGUGGAUGCAUUCCAGCAGUCCUCUGACCGACGGAAGACAUCCUCCGCAUUCGGCGAUAUUCGGGUAGUUAAUGCAUUCCGUAGCUCCCUGUACGAGACCCGGCAUUACAAGCGCAGUAUGAACUCCCUGACCUCGAUCCAUGACUUUCUGCCGCAGCAACAUCACCAUGAUGACGACGACGAGGAAGAAGAAGCUCAACAACUCGUCACGAGCGUUCAAGUCCUUGCCUCAGAAGAGAACUCCACUGAAAACAACCAAACGCAGAAUUCAGUUGCGUAAUGGUUAAUUAAAGUGGAAAAACUCGCUACCUCUGAAAACAUCAUGGCUGGCAACACCUGUAGUUGUUUGCCACCGCCAGACAAUGUGCUGCCAUUUAGCGGGCAUAGGUGCUUACCAAUGUGAAGAACUGUAAUAUAUAUAUAUUUAUCAAAAACCCCUAUUCCGUUGUUAAAUUGACGUGAUUCAGUUUUUUGUUUUAAUUCUCAUUGGACACGGUACGCUGUGUGCAGAGCAAGUAGCUAUUAUAUAUAUAGCUCCUGUCAAAGCACUUUACUGUUAAACUUAUACCUACAUAUCGUUACAUAUCCACUGCAGGUGUAUUGCAUUUUUCUUUCACCCCGCGUUUUUUGCAGUGGUUGUCCUUGAUUAUUCUGAUAGAAGCCAAUGAUUAUUCUGCGCACAGAGUUCUUAAGAUUGCUGCAUAGUGAUUGUGCACUUAUGCUGCCGGGUCUCUGUCUCGAGUUACGAGCAACCUGUUUAAAUAUAAACGCUUCCGCAUUCUUCAACGGAGCCAUUUGAACCCGUUUAACUGUUUAAUCACAAAGGCUGAUGCAUGCUGUUGUAUCACAUGUGUAUAGUGAUUAAUAUAUGAUUUUAUUUUUUUUCGGAAAUUUUUUAUAUGCACCUGUCACUCAAGCAGUUGCAACAAAAAAACUUAAGCAGUUAUUCUAUUUUUAGCGAAUACCUUGUAUCUGUAUAGCUGCCACCCUACUCUAUACUGUAGCUUGGCAAGCUGAUGUUGUUUAGUUUAGUGCUGUUUUGUUCUUUUUCUAGUUUUAAGCGUUAAUAUUCAUUUUUGUUUCGUAUUGUACACAUUUUGAGAUUCGCCAUGAACUAAAUUUAUUCACCAAAACAACCGAAACCACAUCGUACAUCAGAUAUUUAAACUCAUAUGGGACUGGUAGUAAAGCCCAGCAACACGUAUUCAUUAAUACCAACAAAACAUGGUACAUUUCAAAA
Ciona intestinalis (vase tunicate) is the source of this 4293-nucleotide messenger RNA. NCBI's taxonomy places the organism in Eukaryota, Metazoa, Chordata, Ascidiacea, Phlebobranchia, Cionidae. The record is from RefSeq and is a predicted model, not a curated record.